This is a messenger RNA of Suillus fuscotomentosus, 857 nucleotides long. RefSeq lists its product as uncharacterized. Lineage: Eukaryota; Fungi; Basidiomycota; Agaricomycetes; Boletales; Suillaceae. The transcript has 4 exons. The record is from RefSeq and is a predicted model, not a curated record. Bases 239 to 679 code for a protein of 146 amino acids.
GUCAGGUCCUGGCGCUUCACAAUGUCCUCAGUACUUCCUGGCAGCUUCCGUUUUGCCGCUUCGCUGCCGCGGAGCAUUCCUACGAACACCUAGCUUGGGCGCUUGAUACGAGCGCUAUAUCUGAGAAUGCUUCUUGCCUCAUGGUCGGCCGCGACAAUCACACCGAGACAGCGCUAAUUCACCUGUUAUUUACCUCAGCUCUUUCGGCUCACCGUAUAUUCUAUGCUUUCUGGCAAAAAUGAUUGAUCAGGCCACUCUUCAGACUGCGACAUAUAACAUCAGGCAUAUAGCUACCGGACAAUACGUUGCUCUCAAGGACAUCAAGAGAACUUCGACUUUGAUUGUCCUCCAAGAUAGUCACUUUGAACACCUUGCAUGGGUUUUGGACAAGCUGGCAGGACUUGAAGACACGUAUCAUGUCAGAAGUUUCCUGCAGAACACUUUUGCUCAGACGGGAGAGUCUCCCACCGCGGGCGCUGGAAUCACUUCUGGGACAGAAUCAUACCCAUGGCUCAUUCGUCCCGCCGCCAGCGGUUUUGGUGACUUCUAUCUCAUUUCACCUCAGUCAGAUCCCUCUCUCUAUUGGACCAUCGUAAAGACAAGGGAUGGUACAAAUGCUAUACUAACCAACAAUCCACAGCAUCAUGUAUACUGGGAAUUUGUCAAGAUAUCUGCCUAAGGAUGAAAGCUGGGAAUUGGGUGGGUGGUGACACUGGGCCUGGGGUGCCAGAGUGGAGUGCGAGGUGUCAUAGUUCAGGGUCACGUCCAGCCAGAUCUCAGCAGAAUUUUUGUGUAGGUAGUACUGUUUUCUGUGUUCUAAAUGGUUCAUUAAAAUUUCAUGAAAAAACUCAUCAUGC